Fraxinus pennsylvanica is the source of this 1344-nucleotide messenger RNA. The record is from the annotation of a GenBank genome assembly. NCBI's taxonomy places the organism in Eukaryota, Viridiplantae, Streptophyta, Magnoliopsida, Lamiales, Oleaceae.
AUGACAGAACCCCAAAGGUACAUUACUUCAGAAGAGCUCAAAAAGCACAAGAAACCAGGGGAUCUGUGGAUUUCUAUUCAGGGUAAGGUGUAUGAUGUUUCAGAAUGGGUGAAUCAUCACCCAGGUGGUGAGCAUCCACUCUUGAAUCUUGCCGGCCAAGAUGCAACUGAUGCAUUUGUUGCUUUUCAUCCCGGCACUGCCUGGAAAUAUCUUGAUAAAUUCUUUAAUGGGUUUUACUUAGAAGAUUAUUCUGUUUCUGAUGCAUCCAAGGAUUAUAGGAAGCUUCUUUUUGAGUUUUCAAAGAUGGGGCUUUUUGACAAGAAAGGGCAUACUGCUUUCUUCACUAUGUGUUUGAUUGUAAUCCUUUUUGCUGUGAGUGUUUAUGGUGUUCUUUGCAGUGAAAGCCCAUUGGUGCAUAUGAUUUCUGGUGGUUUAAUGGGGUUUAUUUGGAUCCAAAGUGGUUGGCUUGGGCAUGAUUCUGGGCAUUACCAGAUUAUGCUAACACCAAGGCUUAACAGAUUUGCUCAAGUUCUUACAGGAAAUUGCCUUGCAGGCAUCAGCAUUGAGUGGUGGAAAUGGAACCACAAUUCCCAUCACAUUGCUUGCAAUAGUCUUGAUUAUGAUCCUGAUCUUCAACACUUGCCAUUUUUUGCUGUUUCGUCUAAACUUUUUAGCUCAAUCACUUCUUAUUUCUAUGAUAGGACAUUGGAUUUUGAUUCUUUUGCUAGAUUCUUGGUUAGUAACCAGCAUUUCACAUUUUAUCCUGUCAUGUGUUUUGCUAGGAUUAACUUAUGGGCCCAGUCAUUCAUUCUCUUAUUCUCUGAUAGGAAAGUUCCUCAUAGAAUUCUAGAACUUUUUGGAUUGCUAAUAUUCUGGAUUUGGUACCCUUUACUGGUUUCUUGUUUACCCAACUGGAGUGGAAGAUUAAUGUUUGUUAUAUCCAGUUUUAUGAUAUGCGGGAUUCAGCAUGUUCAGUUCUGUUUAAACCAUUUCUCAUCAAGUGUCUAUGUUGGACCUCCUAAAGGAAAUGACUGGUUUGAAAAGCAAACAAAUGGGACUCUUGGGAUUAAGUGUUCAUCUUGGAUGGAUUGGUUUCACGGUGGAUUACAAUUUCAGGUGGAACAUCAUUUGUUUCCUAGGUUACCUCGAUGCCAUCUUAGGAAAAUCUCCCCUUUUGUUAAGGAAUUGUGCAAAAAACAUGGAUUGCCUUACAACUGUGCCUCGUUCUGGGAAGCUAAUGUUAUGACAGUGAGGACGUUAAAAAAUGCUGCGAUCCAAGCUCGGGAUUUUACAAAGCCGGUUCCGAGGAAUUUAGUUUGGGAAGCUGUCAACACUCAUGGUUGA